Molecule: messenger RNA, 2851 nt
Organism: Acipenser ruthenus (sterlet)
Lineage: Eukaryota; Metazoa; Chordata; Actinopteri; Acipenseriformes; Acipenseridae
Product: kremen protein 2-like
Biological process (GO): multicellular organism development
Cellular component (GO): plasma membrane
Source: RefSeq, a predicted model, not a curated record
UCUCUUUUUUUAUAUACAAUUAAAGACAGACCGACAAACCGCGAGCAAAACUUAAUAAUAAUAAUAAUAAUAAUAGUAAUAAUAAUAAUAAUAAUAAUAAUAAUAAUAAUAAUAGUCUGAGAAUAUUAUUAGUAUAAAAAGAAAUGCAUAACGUAUUGUUAUUCAACUUUUGAAAACUUCAGUAAACUUUUGGUUAUUAUUAUUAUUAUUAUUAUUAUUAUUAUUAUUAUUAUUAUUAUUAUUAUUAUUAUUAGCGACGUCUAAAAGAAUAGUGAUUAGACGGUUAUCCUGUUUAAACUUUAGUAAACUUUGGCUUGUCUUGUUAAAUCGUUUUAAAUCUUUAUAAAUCGCUUUUUAAAUACGCUUAAUUAUUAAAUUAUUUGUAAUAUUGUAUCGCUGCUGUUUUGUUUUUUCUUGUGUGUUUUUUGAGGCUCAAACUAGAUUUUUGAGUUUGAGAUUUUAUGAUUUAUUUAUUUUUUUUGAACUUCAGCAGUCAGUCCCAACUUCAAACGCGGCGUUUGAACUUCGCCGGCAGAGCUUUGGGACAAAUUGAAGCCUGUAAUUAUGAUUCCGAGAAACAGGAGUUAGCCCGAAAACUUUGAAGAAGAAAAAAAUUUAAAAAAAACUGAACUAAAAAUAAAAACAUCCUUUUUUUUCGUGCCGAAACAGGAGGGAGAGCGACAGAAACGCGGAGUUUUUCGUUUUUAUUAAACUUUUCUAUAAACGUUUUAUUUGUGUUACAGUCUGUUCGAUUUUAUUUCACGUAAAAGUAAAUCGAAGCGAAACAAGAAAGGCUGACACCUUAAAAUAAAUACAAUAUAAUUAAAUACAGACAAAUAUAUCAAACGAGUAGGGGUUUACUGUCAGCGAUACUAUUAAUAAUAAUAAUAAUAAUAAUAAUAAUAAUAAUAAUAAUAAUAAUAAUAAUAAUAAUAAUAACACAGCAUAGAUAGAUAGAUAGAGAGAUAGAGAGGGAGAGAGAUAGAGAGACAGAUAGAUAGAGAGAGAGAGAUACACAGAUAGAUAGAUAGAGAGACAGAUAGAUAGAGAGAGAGAUAGAUAGAUAGAGAGAGAGAGAGACACAGAUAGAUAGAUAGAGAGACAGAUAGAUAGAGAGAGAGAUACACAGAUAGAUAGAGAGAGAGAUAGAUAGAUAGAGAGAGAGAGAGACACAGAUAGAUAGAUAGAGAGAGAGAGAUACACAGACAGAUAGAGAGAGAGACAGAUAGAUAGAGAGAGAGAUACACAGAUAGAUAGAUAGAUAGAUAGUUUGUUUUGGCUGUGGAUUUAAAAGGUUGACGAUAUCUGUAUCUUAUGACUCAGGAGGGAAAAAACUCCACAAAUUAGAAAGAGAGAGACGGAGAUCUGAAGCGUCUCUUUCAGAGAAAGCAGGUGACGCUGACACAACGUGUUACUGCCGGGCUGUCGGACGGGGGACCCGGCCGCGUACAGGACCUGCUUAUCGGCGAGGACGACUCAGAGUGGGGAGGAGGCGGGGAGAGGAGGGAGAGAUGCUCCGCUGGGGCGAGACGGCCAUCCUUCUCAAAGUCCUUCUGCAUUUUGUCCUGGCAACUCAAAGACAAGAUCGCUUUGACUGUUUUCUGGUGAACGGAGCCGAUUACCGCGGUUCUCAGAAUCGGACCUCGGUUCUGAAUGGGAAUCCCUGCCUGUACUGGAACCAGACCGUCCAGCACACCUACAAUACUGGGAGACAGAUGGCUGGAGAGUGGGGAUUGGGGGAUCACAAUUACUGCAGAAAUCCUGAUGGAGACGUGCAGCCCUGGUGUUAUGUCUCGGAGAGUGAGGAGGGAAUCUAUUGGAAGUACUGUGACAUUCCCAGCUGUCGGAGUGAGUCCUUCCUGAUCGGAAUCUGGAAACUGAGUCAAGCAGACCAGCGUUUGGGCUCUAGUGCCUUCAUCAGCGUUAUUGAAACUAAACUAAGUCAAGCAGACCAGCGUUUGGGCUCUAGUGCCUUCAUCAGUGUUAUUGAAACUAAACUGAGUCAAGCAGACCAGCGUUUGGGGCUCUAGUGCCUUCAUCAGCGUUACUGAAACUAAACUGAGUGAAGCAGACCAGCGUUUGGGCUCUAGUGCCUUCAUCAGCGUUACUGAAACUAAACUGAGUGAAGCAGACCAGCGUUUGGGCUCUAGUGCCUUCAUCAGCGUUACUGAAACUAAACUGAGUGAAGCAGACCAGCGUUUGGGCUCUAGCGCCUUCAUCAGCGUUAUUGAAACUAAACUGAGUGAAGCAGACCAGCGUUUGGGCUCUAGCGCCUUCAUCAGCGUUAUUGAAACUAAACUGAGUCAAGCAGACCAGCGUUUGGGCUCUAGUGCCUUCAUCAGUGUUAUUGAAACUAAACUGAGUCAAGCAGACCAGCGUUUGGGCUCCAGUGCCUUCAUCAGUGUUAUUGAAACUAAACUGAGUCAAGCAGUCCAGCGUUUGGGCUCCAGUGCCUUCAUCAGCGUUAUUGAAACUAAACUGAGUCAGACCAGCGUUUGUUUCUCUGUCAGUUCCGGGGUGUAGGGAUGUGUUUUUGGGUGUUCUUCACCCCCUGUUUCUCUCUCUCGCAGUGCCGGGGGUACCACGGCUGUUUCCUGGACUCGGGGAGCCCUCCUGCUCUGACAGGGAGCAGUGGCACCUCCACCAAACUCACAGUGCAGGUCUGCAUUCGAUACUGCAGGAAACAUGGGUAUGAGUUUGCGGGGGUGGGAGGCAGGCUAUGCCUGUUUCUGUGGUUCAGGGGCAGACCUGGCUCGUAACGAACAGGUGUCGGCGGUGGAGUGUGACCAGGUGUGCUUCGGCAAGUCUAGUGAGCUGUGCGGGGGGGACGGCAGGAUCGGCAUCUACCAGG